This is a messenger RNA of Lampris incognitus (smalleye Pacific opah), 2956 nucleotides long. It is a transcript of the gene pcyox1, whose product is annotated as prenylcysteine oxidase 1. Gene Ontology annotation, biological process: prenylated protein catabolic process; prenylcysteine catabolic process. Gene Ontology annotation, molecular function: prenylcysteine oxidase activity. NCBI's taxonomy places the organism in Eukaryota, Metazoa, Chordata, Actinopteri, Lampriformes, Lampridae. The transcript has 7 exons. Bases 230 to 1759 code for a protein of 509 amino acids. The record is from RefSeq and is a predicted model, not a curated record.
UAGAAGCGGAAUGAAGCUGGGUCUCCUCGCGGGUCUCGUACUAAUCUUUAUUUUAACCCAUUCACUUGUUUUCCGUCUAGAUAGACAGGUGGUUAUUAGUCAUAGCUAGCGUCAAAGUUAUUUCAUAGCAUAAUGUUAACAACUUUUUGAAGUCUACUUCUGUUGGAGUCCCCUGCCCUCAAAUAACUUUUGAAAUGAUACCUUUUAUAGUUGACACUAAAAGUAUACAAUGAGUCCAAGAGCCCUGUCACUAAGGACACUCCUGUUCCUGGGGCUUUGUCAAACUGGAAAAAGAAGUCUAGCAUCUUUCCCAGACCUGCGAGAUCAGCCCAAGAGAAUAGCUGUGGUUGGAGCAGGCAUCGGUGGUACGGCGGCAACAUACUUUCUGAGGCAAGAGUUUGGAACAGCGGUGAAGAUUGAUGUAUUUGAACCAAGUGAUGUUGGCGGGCGUAUGGCCUCUGUGAAGAUUGGGGAUUAUGAGUAUGAGACGGGGGGCUCUGUUAUCCAUCCCCUAAACCUACACAUGAAGCACUUUAUUGACAAAUUAGGUAUACUGCAAAGGAAAGAUGUUCCUUCCAAAAUGGCCAUCUUUGAUGGAAAAGAGCUCACUUUUGAAGAGAGUGACUGGUUUAUCAUCAACUUCUUGCGUUUGCUGUGGCGAUAUGGAUUCAAUUUUCUUCGCAUGCAGAUGUGGGUGGAGAGUGUUUUGGACAAAUUCAUGAGGAUCUAUCAGUACCAGCAGUUUGGCUACUCCUUCUCCAGUGUGGAGAAGCUCUUGCAUGCCAUGGGUGGUGAUAGUUUUCUCACCCUGGUAAAUCAGACCCUGGAGGAGGCAAUGCUGGCAGAGGGUUUCUCACAGAUCUUCCUCAAUGAUAUUGUUGCACCCAUCACUCGCGUCAACUAUGGCCAAAGUGUCCGCAUCAACGGCUUUGUAGGUGCAGUUUCCUUAGCAGGGGCUGAUUCGGGCCUGUGGGCAGUGGAUGGAGGCAAUAAAAGAGUGUGCUCAGGAUUACUCUAUCACAGCAAAGCUGAGGUUAUACCAGCCAGAGUCACUGCCAUUUCAGUCAAGGUUCGGCCAACCAAGUCAGGUACCACAGCCAAUUACUAUGAAAUCAAUUAUGUUGGGGACUCAGGCUCAGCACACUCUCUAUAUGACAUAGUAAUUAUAGCCACGCCCCUCCACCAGGGUAAGUCGGACAUCAGCUUCUCAGGGUUUUCCCCACCAAUCCCAUCUCACUACCCUGGCCGAUACCACCUGACAGUCUCUACUUUGGUCCAUGGCUUGCUAAAUGUGUCAUACCUCGGGACCACAGAGCAAGCCUCAGAGUUUGUGGUGUCCGAUGUCCUUACUACUGACACAAAGGGCUCUGCAAUCAAUAGCCUGAGCUCUAUCGAUCCUGUACACAUCCCUCCAGGCUACAAACGCCCCCCUGCCAGCCAGACGAAGGUGUGGAAGGUGUUCUCUCCACAGCCACUAUCUCAGGAGCAAUUGAGACUCAUGUUCCUCUCAUGGGAUUCAGUGUCGGAGACACAGUGGCUGGCUUACCCAGCUUACAGCCCACCACACCGCAGGACCCCUCCUUUCAUCCUACAUGAUCGGCUGUACUACCUGAAUGCUGUGGAGUGGGCAGCCAGUGCCAUGGAGAUGAGUGCUAUAUCUGCCAGGAACCUGGCCCUGCUGGCACACCACCGUUGGCAUGCCCAAGAAGCCAAGAUCGACCAGGAGGAUCUUCACACCCGUGUGAGGGGGGAACUCUGAAAAGUGAGAAGCAGGAUUAUAUCUUUGUAAGGGGAUAAGCAAAAUCAAUAUCAACCAUAUAUCAGAUAAACACACCACAUCACUGUAGUAACACUGUCAGGGCAGUGUUAACACUCUUAUCAGGUAUAUGGGGAUAUUGUUCAUAUUUCCUCCAACUUAUUGUUUAAAAUCAAGCACCAUCAAAAACUGCUCCACAUAUAUUUUUUCUGAAGAAAACAAAACAAAAAAAUCCCAUUCCUGUGUGGGGUUUUGUUAUCACUGUGCUGAACAACAGGAUAGGUGCAAAGAUUUCCUGGUUUUGUGAGUUUUGUACAGUCGGCUUACGGUAGAACUUGGUGUGCACAGGGUGUUUGCUGUUAUAAAAUGGAUCCAGCUAACAUUUACAAAAUCACCUUUCAAAUACAGCAACUAACAGUCUGUGGGUGAACAUUCGUGUAAUUUUCUUUAUAGUUUAAUCCUAAUGCUGACAAACUUGUGUCUUCCCACGGUUUUCCAGUCUCUCUACCUCUUUCAUAGACGGCUGUAAUCAGCAGGCCACCGGGUUUGUCUUGCUUUUGUCCACAGGCAGUUUGUUAUCAAGAGAUGAGCAAAUAGAUAAAUCUGUGAUUUUAUUUUUUUUUAGUUUUAAUAUACUAAUGUAAAGAACGCUUGUGAAGAAAAUCUAAUCACACUGAACACUUAAUGGCAAUGUCCCUUGAAUCUGUAUUGUGUUUUUAGCUUUUUGAAGUUGCUUUCGUGCCUUGAAGAAUCGGGUCAUUUUCUUGGUAGAAUAACAUGUAGCAAAUUCUUUCGUCCUGUUGAAAAUUAAUGUCAGUAUGAUCAGACGAGUUUGUAAUGGAAAGGAUUCUGACAUGGAGGAACAUGAUUCAAAACUGUUUUUGUAAAUUACAGUAAACAAUACAUUUUUAAACACUGUAGCAGGAAUUAUCAGUCGCCAUUUCUAUGAUUGUCAGGUGUCAUUUUUUCACGACAUGUCUAGCUGGUAUAACUAGAAUAUUUUUAACUACGUUUGGGAUAAAUAGUUUCUUUUCGAUGCACUUUUGGAGUUUUUUUUUUUUUAGAUUUUCUAAUAGUUCUGUAGUAUGUCCAAAAAUAUGGAAAAACUCGAUUCAUAGUGCACUUUAAACCGAUGAUUAAAGUGGGGUUAAGAAUUCAUGUACCGGUGAGAACAACAAAAUAAAAACAAUAAAACAUUAA